Molecule: messenger RNA, 1839 nt
Organism: Colletotrichum phormii
Lineage: Eukaryota; Fungi; Ascomycota; Sordariomycetes; Glomerellales; Glomerellaceae
Product: amino acid permease
Exons: 3
Coding region: 1-1839 (612 amino acids)
Biological process (GO): amino acid transmembrane transport
Cellular component (GO): membrane
Molecular function (GO): amino acid transmembrane transporter activity
Source: RefSeq, a predicted model, not a curated record
AUGGCGCCGUACAACGAGGACGUGGAACUCAGUGCGAUCAAGAUCAAGGAAGACUCCCUCACCCUCGGGAGCAGCUACAGCAUGCGGCGGGAACCCAUCUACGACCCGAGCCCCGCGCCGGGCGUCCUGAGCCGCGUGCUCGAGAGCUUCAGGCGCGCGCCGACCCAAAUGUCCAACGGCAGCAUCCACAGGCCAAAGAGCAACUCGUCCCUGGACCUCGAGCCCGGUCACGAGAGGGUGCUGAACGGCGUGCACUACUACGACAUCCGCCUCGCCAAUCUGCAGACCUCGCACUCUCUCCUCUCGAGAAAGCUCAAGGGCCGGCAUUUGCAGAUGAUUGCUAUUGGCGGUUCCAUCGGCACGGGACUCUUCGUGGCUUCCGGACAGGCGCUCGAGGUGGGCGGGCCGGCAUCGUUGCUGAUUGCCUUUUCGCUCGUGGGCGCCAUGUUAUACUGCACUUGUCAGGCUUUGGGAGAGUUGGCUGUUGCGUUCCCCGUUGCGGGUUCGUUCUCGGCAUACUCCACGCGAUUUUUGGACCCGUCGUGGGGUUUCGCCAUGGGUUGGAACUAUGCACUGCAAUGGCUUAUUGUACUACCUCUCGAAAUCAUCGCGGCUGCAAUCACAAUAACGUACUGGGAUGAGGGCAUUACCAAGGCUUAUUUCGUCACCAUCUUCCUUAUUGGCAUCGUCGCUAUCAACCUCUUUGGUAUCAAAGGGUAUGGUGAGGCCGAAUUCAUAUUCUCUAUCAUCAAAAUCAUCGCAGUGAUCGGCUUCAUCUUGCUAGGAAUCGUCCUCAACUGCGGCGGGACCCCAGACUCGGGCUACAUUGGCGGCCGAUUCUGGCAAAAGCCAGGCGCAUUCCAUAAUGGCUUCAAAGGCCUCUGUAGCGUUUUCGUUACCGCCGCCUUCGCUUUCGCCGGCACCGAGUUGGUGGGGUUGGCAGCGGCCGAAGCAGCGAACCCUCGUAAAUCCCUCCCAACCGCCAUCAAGCAGGUGUUUUGGCGCAUCACCCUGUUCUACGUUGUGGCCCUUACUCUCAUCGGGCUCCUGGUACCCUACGACGAGCCCCGCCUCCUCGGUGCUUCUUCCGCCGCCGAUGCGACAGCCUCCCCCUUUGUCAUUGCCAUCGAGAACGCCCAGAUCGAUAUACUGCCCUCCGUCAUGAACGCCGUCAUCCUCAUCGCCGUCCUAUCCGUCGGCAACUCCGCCGUCUUUGGUUCCUCCCGAACCCUCGCCGCUCUAGCAGACCAGCACCAGGCCCCGCGCUUCCUCUCUUACGUCGACCGCAAAGGCCGCCCUCUGACGGCCAUCGGCGUCGCAUCCGCCGUCGGCCUCCUCGCCUACCUCGCCGACCUAAAGCAGCAAGACCAGGUCCUCGACUGGCUCCUCGCCAUCUCGGGCCUCUCAUCCAUCUUCACAUGGGCCUCCAUCUGCCUCUGCCACAUCCGCUUCCGCCACGCCUGGGCCCGCAAGGGCCACGGUCUGCACGAGCUCGCCUUCCGCUCCCAGGUCGGCGUCAUCGGCUCAUGGUGCGGUCUCUUCAUGAACGUCCUCGUCCUCGUCGCCCAGUUCUGGGUCGGUGCCUUCCCCGUCGGCUGGGAGACGUGGGACGCCGAGUCCGUGGCCAAGAAUUUCUUUUUGCGGUAUGCCGCGUUCCCCAUCGUGGCCAUCAUGUACGCUGUGCACAAGUUUUACUUCCGGACGGUCUUUAUCCGUAUCGAGGACAUGGACGUUAGCACGGGCCGUCGAGACUUUAACCUCGGCAUCCUCGUUGCUCAGGAGCAGGAGGAGAGGCGGUCGUGGCCGAGGUGGAAGCGCGUGUACAAGUUUCUGUGUUGA